GGUUUGGCCUUGGGUCCAGCUUGACAGGUGUCUCUAAGCGGUGGUCGGGGGUUUGUCAGUUUUGACAGAGUCAGAAUGAAAGACUGGUCUUCUCGGGCUUUACCAGCAUGGAGAUAUUUAGAAGAGGCAUCAGUCUGAUACUUCACUCCAACACCAGAAACAUGUGGAAACCUUUGACACUGUUGCUGACAGUAGGACUGAUGCUGUGUCCAGAGCUCGCCCUGUCAGAGGAUGUGGAACCAAUGGAUGUUGUUGAAAACGAGGUUUCUGAGCAGCAGGAGAACUUCAGUGACAUAUCAGCGGUGCUGGGAACAACAAGACACCAGAUUCUGGCUGCUCAGUUUGAGUGUUACCUGAAGAUUAUCUCUGAUCCACCACGUACUGAAGAAGGCACAUACUGCAAUCGCACAUGGGACGGUUGGCUGUGUUGGGGGGACUCUGGUCCAGGAAUGUCCAUGCAGAUGUGUCCUGCCUACUUUCAUGACUUUGACCCUGCUGAGAAGGUGACCAAAGUGUGUAAUCCUGACGGCCAGUGGUUCCAUCAUCCAGAGAGCAACAGGGUCUGGACCAACUACACUCAAUGUCAGGCCUACACCAAAGACAAACGCAAGUUCGCCAUCAGUCUCUACUACUUAGCUGUGGUUGGACACUGUUUGUCCAUUCUCUCUCUGAUCAUCUGUCUCGUCAUCUUCUCUUACUUCAAGAGUCUGAGCUGUCAGAGAAUUUCCCUCCACAAAAAUAUGUUCCUGUCCUUCAUCCUGAACUCCAUUAUUACUAUAAUGUGGCUCUCACUCACCAUGGCCAGCAACCAAACCAUUAACUCCAGCAACCCUGUGGGCUGCAAAGUCCUGGCUGUAUUAAGUCAAUAUGCGUCUACAUCUAACUACUUCUGGAUGCUGUGUGAAGGCAUCUACCUGCACACACUCAUCAUCGUGGCCGUGUUUGUUGGGGAGCAGCAGCUCUUCUGGUACUACGUCCUGGGUUGGGGUUUUCCCAUUGUUCCUGCAGCGACGUAUGCUGUGGCUCGUGGUUUAUUCUAUAACGACACGUGUUGGAUCAGUGCCCACACUCAGUUGCUUUACAUCAUCCAUGGACCCAUUCAAGCUGCACUGGUUGUGAACUCUUUAUUUCUCCUGAACAUCGUCCGAGUUCUCAUCACCAAACUGAAGGAGACCCACUGUGCCGAGUCAACGACCUACAUGAAGGCGGUCAGGGCUACCCUGAUCCUCAUCCCCCUUCUGGGUGUGCAGUUCAUCCUCCUGCCUACGCAACCAGAGGGCCGCAUCAGCCGGGCUAUCUACGAUUUCUUUGUGAAUAUCGUCGUCCACUUCCAGGGGCUUCUGGUGGCAAUCAUUUUCUGCUUUUGCAACGCUGAGGCCCAGGGAGCUCUGCAGAGGAAAUGGACACAACGAAAAGUUUCCAGGGGCAAAACUAGUUGGGGAGAGACCCCUAUGACCAACAACCACUUUAACUCCCACAACAACUCUUCCAUCACAGAAACCAGCAGAGCCACCAUUAACCUGGAGCCGCAGGUGGCAGCUGCCAUCGACAGGAAGGAGAACAGCUUCCCUCUGUCGCUGCAUCAAGAAACCAAUGGACAGAAAAAGAACAGCAGCUCCUGCAGCAACGGGGGGGUGGAGAAGCUAAACAAGGUGGAGAGCACUGACGCAUGACUGCAACGAGCACAGCAGUCCACACGAAAGGAUACUGACAGAGCACUGUAUUUAUGUACAUAAACAACACCUACGGAGCACAUACAGGUAUGAUCACUCAAUCUUAUAAAUAAUAUCUUUUUUUUUUUGAAUUUUAAACAAUUGAUGUAUUUUAUGGUAUAUUUGUUUUAUUUUAAAUUUAUAUAUAUAUAAUAACAUGCAGUUUUAUGUUUAUAAACUCCUGCCUUAUGACACCUUGAAAGUUUUACACUUAGUCCCUAUAUUACAAAUGGAUGUAACCAGCCAUCCCAGAGGUGGACCAGAGCAGUUUCCCUUUGAUUUCACCAGGUAUUUCAUAUACAGGACUGUUGGUCUGGCAGGUUCACUAUUAUCAGAAUUGUUUGUUUUUUUCCUCCACCACUCCACCACCACUCCCUUCACUUGUUGCUACCGUGGAUCAUCUUCCUUCGUCUUUUGCAUGGCUACCAACACUUUAAUAGUCUUUAACAGUACUUACAUACUUAGUACUCAGUAUGUACAUAGUACGUACUUUAAGAAUAUACUGUAUGAGGUCAUCAUUCUUCGAAUGAAAACUACUUGCUUAAAAGGGAAUCAGAAAUGUAUGGGUAUUUGGAGCAGCUCAUUAAUGCAAAGUUUCAAAUACUCCUGGUUUUAAUAAUAAGUGUUGAUAUUUAAACUGUUUCACCACUCUGUUUGAUAAUAACAGUACCAUUAUUGGAUCUCAUAUACAAACCAAGGGGCAUACAACAUGUAAUAUCCCUGAAUGAGUUCUGUGAUCACACCAGCCUCUGCAAUAGGGACACAAAUAUAUGCAUGUCUGUCUGCUUUACAACAAAUGGAUUUGAUUGUGUGUGUAAAUGGUUAAUAUGAACUGAUCUGAUGCUUUAUGUAAUAAUAAUACUAUAGAGUAAAAGUUAUUUCAUGCAUUUAAAAAAUCCAUCAUGUACAGUAUGUGGUUUUUGUCAACACAAAGAUUUUGCCAAAUUUACUUUUAUUCUUAAUUCUUCUGGACAGGUGAUUGUGUUUUAUUUUUCUUAUCUUUUACUUAUUGCUUUGUAAAAAUCUGUGUUAUUGCUGUUUUUCACUGGAAUUGAAAUGUAUAAAAAUAUUUGUGUUAUUCUUAAUAAAAUAUAAAUGCAAAAAAUGA
Cynoglossus semilaevis (tongue sole) is the source of this 2820-nucleotide messenger RNA. It is a transcript of the gene calcrl2, whose product is annotated as calcitonin receptor-like 2. Gene Ontology annotation, cellular component: plasma membrane. NCBI's taxonomy places the organism in Eukaryota, Metazoa, Chordata, Actinopteri, Pleuronectiformes, Cynoglossidae. The record is from RefSeq and is a predicted model, not a curated record. The coding region runs from base 108 to 1673 and encodes 521 amino acids. The transcript has 13 exons. Gene Ontology annotation, molecular function: adrenomedullin receptor activity; calcitonin receptor activity; calcitonin gene-related peptide receptor activity. Gene Ontology annotation, biological process: cell surface receptor signaling pathway; angiogenesis; adenylate cyclase-activating G protein-coupled receptor signaling pathway.